CCCGUCCCCGCCCGCCAUCACGCAGCCGCCGCCGCAGAGCCCGGGGAGGCGCCGGGCAGGGGCAGCCGCCGCCGGAGGAGGAGGAGGAGGAGGAGGCCGAGGCGGGAGCGGGGGAGCUGCUGCUGCCGCCGCGGCGGGGGCAGAAAAUGGCUGUUCCACCUGCUUAUGCCGAUCUGGGCAAGUCUGCCAGAGAUAUUUUCACCAAGGGAUAUGGUUUUGGCUUAAUAAAACUUGAUUUGAAAACAAAGUCUGAAAAUGGACUGGAAUUUACAAGCUCAGGUUCAGCAAACUCAGAAACCAGCAAAGUUAGUGGUAGUUUGGAAACAAAGUACAAAUGGGUGGAAUACGGCUUGAUGUUCACGGAGAAGUGGAACACCGACAACACGCUGGGCACCGAGAUCACUCUUGAAGAUCAGCUUGCACGUGGCCUGAAGCUGACCUUUGACUCCUCCUUCUCUCCUAACACUGGGAAGAAGAGCGCUAAAGUGAAGACGGGCUACAAAAGGGACCACAUCAACCUUGGCUGCGACAUGGAUUUCGAUAUCGCCGGCCCUUCCAUACGUGGAGCCCUGGUGCUUGGCUACGAUGGGUGGCUGGCGGGCUACCAGAUGACUUUUGAGACAGCCAAGUCGAGAGUGACCCAGAGCAACUUCGCUGUUGGCUACAAGACGGAUGAAUUCCAGCUUCAUACGAAUGUGAAUGAUGGAACAGAAUUUGGAGGCUCCAUUUACCAGAAGGUGAAUGAUAAACUGGAAACUGCAGUGAACCUCGCCUGGACAGCUGGUAACAGCAACACCCGCUUCGGAAUCGCCGCCAAGUACCAGAUUGACCCAGAUGCCUCUUUUUCCGCUAAAGUGAACAACUCCAGUCUGAUCGGGUUAGGAUACACUCAGACUCUAAAGCCAGGUAUCAAACUGACGUUGUCAGCUUUGUUGGAUGGCAAGAACGUCAACGCAGGUGGUCACAAACUUGGUCUAGGAUUGGAAUUUGAAGCAUAAGGAGUGCUCCUACAAUCACGAAUUGGGAAAUACAGCAUAGCUACCUUCAGAGUAUAGUGUACCUUUCAAUGUUCUAUGUCCGGGAUGCAAGUAUUGCUAAGUAUCAGUCCUGCUAGUCCUGGGGAAAGACAGCUAAGCUUUAAAAAUCAUGUUAAAGGAGUGGAGACAAAAACAUAAAAAAAUUUUCCUAAUUCCAGACUUUUUUUUUAUUUUUUUUUGGAAUGUUAUUGCCCAUCACAUCUGUCAGCUGCCACGUGAUAGGAAGUAGGAAGGUGUUGAUUACCUUCACUGACAUAUUGACUGCAACAAGGAAUAUCUUUAAUGUGCUAUAAAACCCGAGAGGUUAAGAAUCGCUGACCACCCUAUUGCACUGUGAACCCCGCAAGCAAAACGCUCCGACGCUUAAGGUUUCAAGUCCCAAUGGAAUGUGCAAACUUGUCUGAAAAAGGGAUUAUUUUUUUUUUAGAUUUUAUUUUUUUUUUUAGAUAGGCAUUUCAUGAAUGGUUUUGGGUUUUUUUUUUUUUUUGUGAAGUUACACCUACAGCUGUCUCCAGGAUGCUUUAGGUUGUCCACCUUGUGUCAGCCCGUUGCAGAGGAGGUUUUGGUGUGACUCAGCCAAUUCUACCUGCCCCGUGUUGUGGUUCCUUUCCCUCGCACUGACUGGGAGGCUUUGUAAGGCAGGGCCAUGAUCAGGGAGGAGUCUUUGUAACCGCGAUCACAUAGUUGCAUCACUCAAUUUAAAAUGGACUUUUUCUUUUACGACCACUUUUUUUUAGCAACUCAAUGGGUACAUUUUUAGAGAGUCUUCCAUUUUGUGUGGAACUAGACCCCAAAAACGCUGUACUUGACACUACUAAAAAUGGAUACAAAGAACCCAAACCCAACUUGAAUAAAAUAUUGAAAUGUCACCUUUUA
This is a messenger RNA of Calidris pugnax (ruff), 1913 nucleotides long. RefSeq names its product voltage-dependent anion channel 1 (gene VDAC1). Lineage: Eukaryota; Metazoa; Chordata; Aves; Charadriiformes; Scolopacidae. Gene Ontology annotation, biological process: monoatomic anion transmembrane transport. Gene Ontology annotation, cellular component: mitochondrial outer membrane. The record is from RefSeq and is a predicted model, not a curated record. Gene Ontology annotation, molecular function: voltage-gated monoatomic anion channel activity. Bases 147 to 998 code for a protein of 283 amino acids. The transcript is spliced from 9 exons.